AGGUGCACAUAAAGUCAACAAUGAUUAUGAACGGAGUGUGUGUUCGGUGGAGAGGAUGGCUAGACCUGGAAAGGCUGGACGGCGUGGCCUGUCUUGAGUACGACGAAGAGAGGGGUGCGAUAGAGGACUCCAUAUUAAGGGAACAAAUGGAAAGAUAUAACUCGCGAAUGAGAGAAUUGGAGGAAAGACAGCGUCUAUUCAAAGUGGCUCAAGAAAGACAGGCAGAAGCGGAAGCAGAGAGAGGCAUAACUCGAUUUGAAGACCUAAGCAUCACAUUUGCGAUACCGUUCUCCAGCUGUGCUGCCGGUGCUGUCGGGGCUGUACUGCUGUACUGCCUGUCGGCUAAUGCUUUGAAUGAAGAGAUACUUUGGUUGUUGGAGUUGUUGUCGCUGUUGGCGUGUGAAGCGUCUAAUGCCUUAUGUAAUCUCCGAAAGAAACACCGAACAGAGUUGAGUCCCGAAAGAGCCGGUUCUGCCAGCAAUUGAUGACUGUUUGAAAAAUAUGUCAUUUAUUGGAAAUGAUUGAACAAAAGACAUAACAUUAUCAGAUGAACCCAAUGAAGUGACCGGUGCUAACCAUACAGACGGUGCGACAAUACAUUAUAAUGUAGUGAAUACUCAAAUCGCAAUAUUUAUAUAUUUUUGACGAUAAAUUCAUUGGCAUUAUAUCUGAUGAAGAAAUAUAAAUGUGUUUAAUGACUGGAAACACAACAAAACCUGUAUUAUAGACACAAAUUAACUGAUUGUAAAACAUUAUGUGAUAUCUUAUAAAAGUUUAAUUCAUUGAUAUUUCUAAAUAAUUGAUUGCUUUAAUUGAAGGCAACAAAAAACAAAAGAAACACAGGAAUCAAGUUAUGACAUAUAUUCAUGUAUUCCUGUAUUCAGGUUCUCAAACAUUAAACCCAUUUCGACGGACAAGAUAUCGAUCUCACAAUGAGUUCCUAUUUUCACAACAUUUCUCUCUUUUAUAGUUGCGAUUCAUUCUCUUA
Medioppia subpectinata is the source of this 988-nucleotide messenger RNA. NCBI's taxonomy places the organism in Eukaryota, Metazoa, Arthropoda, Arachnida, Sarcoptiformes, Oppiidae. The record is from the annotation of a GenBank genome assembly.